CCAGACAUUUUGUAUUUGACUUAAUAUUCUGGAUUUUAAGGGAAAGAAGUGAACGGGUUUUUUUUUAAAAAAGAGUUUUACACAUAUAUUUUCUGUAGCCUUCAAUAUACUAAAGUUUGUUUUUAUAGUUGAUUUCCGAUGGAUACAAAACAACUCUUUAUGGCUCGAUCUGCCAAAGGAUAUGAUAUGUUGUGUGUUGAUAAUUUUCUAUAUCAUUUUGAAAACAAGGGAGAGCAUGGUUAUCGCUGGGUGUGCAAUAAACGCAAGGAUAAAUUUACCCCAUGUAGAUCACGCAUUAUAACUACCGUAGUAGAUGGUGAUGAAUCAAAUCACAAGGUUAAAUCUGUUUUUGGACAACAUACACAUGAAAAGUGCUCUGUUGAUGAUGUUUUUAAGGUUUACGAAAGAAAACGUCAGGCAAACUUGACUGGGAAACCAUGUACUUUAGAAGCAAAAAAUUUAAAAAAAAAAAUUAAACAUAAUGCCGAUGAACACCAAAUCAAAAACACCAAUUCAAAAAAUAUUAAAAAUUGUUUAGAAGAAAGCAAUUGCAACCAAAAUGAAGCUAUAACAUCAAUUAUUGAAAAAUCACCUUGUGCCUUAACAUAUGACAACAAAGUAGUCUUAUUUGAUUUUGAGGAACAAAAAACCUAUAUAUUUAAAACCUCAUACGGACGGUAUAUGAUAUUUGUUAAUGGGUUUCUAUAUCGUUUAAAAAGUAAAAAUCAAACUAGUAAGAUAUAUUUAUGGGAUUGUGUACGCCGACGAUUAGCAUGUGAAGCAUGUAUAAAAUCAACCCGCCUUACGAGUGGUCACCAUAUUUUAAAAGACAACUUAAACGUAAAUCAACAUAAACAUGAGCCAUACAGUCGAGAGCAAAUAUCGGAGCUCAUAACCAAACAAAAUUUGAAAAUAGUUCAAGAAUUCAGCAAGAAUACAAAUUUCAAUAAGGAUUGCAUAGCUGUUAAUACAGAAAAAAAGAGACGAACGACUGGAACACCAUGUCUUUAUGAACUUUCUCAUGAUCCCCUAUCUAUACUCACAGAUAACGCAAAGACUAUUAAUGGAAAAACUAAAUUUAUUUUUUUGCCAUCAGCUAAGGGAAAUAAAGUACUUUGUUUGAAAAAUCAAAUCUUUCAUUUCGAUUCUCAUAGUUCCAAUAAAAAUCGUACAUAUUGGACUUGCACAUUACGUCGACAUAAAGUUUAUAAAUGUUGUGCUCGUGUUACAACUCAAAUGACAUACGAGGGGCCAGUGAUUGUUAAAAUAACUGGCAAACACGCACAUCCUGAUAAUUCACAAGAUUUAAAACGACGUAUUUAUAAAUACUUAUUCCCAGAAAACGCAAAUAAUAUAAUAACAAGUACAGACAAAGUGUGGAAAUCCCACUCCGAGACACAAGGCAACGAUUUCAACGAUAUACUUGUCAAAUCAAAGGAAGCGAUUGAACGAAGAAUCUGUAGAAUUCGUACGAAUAUAAAUAGGAAAAAUCAUUUAUUUAAUGAUGACGAUAGUUCCGAAAACAGUUUAUCAAGUUUUGAGAGUGAAUUGGAUUCGAUAUCAGAUGAAGAACAGGAUACACAAAAAUUACCAACUAAGUUAGAUGAGAUGCGAGUUAAAGUACCUUGCAUUUCUAACAGUAUCGACUACUUACACCAGGAGAAGGCUGUAUAUGUUCAAAAUAAGUCUGUCAAUAUAUUUUCAAAUGGAAAAGUAUGUGUUAGCGAAUUAAAUACACAAAAUAAGGAAAUUGAUAAUAAUUUAAGUCAAACGACAACUUCUGAGAUAAAUUCUAAUAUAACAAUAUUGCGAUCUGCAAAAGGAGGAGAAUUACUUUGUUUGGAUGGUUAUAUAUUUUAUUCAAGAAAAAUUAUUGAAGGUCGCACAUAUUGGACAUGCAUUAAACGAGAAGAUCAUGAUUUACACUGUAAGAGUCAUGCAAUAACAAGAAAGUCUAAAUCAGGUCAAGUUAAAUUAAUUAAAUUAUAUGGAAAUCAUUCACAUACUGCUUGUAGCAUUGAUACAAAACAAUCUCAACAAACGGAAGGAGAGCCACAAGCAAAUAUUUUAUAUACUGUACGAAAUAAUAGUGUAAAUAUGAAGUUAUAUGCUGUGUCCGAUGGCCCCCCUUCACUAGCUGUGCGAAUGACCUUGGCUGCACUGGAAAUACCUUACGAAUUGAUUAAUGUUGACUAUAUAGCAUCGGAACAUAUGACGGAAGAAUACGCAAAGUUGAAUCCACAAAAAGAAAUUCCGGUUUUAGAUGAUGAUGGUUUUUACCUUCCUGAGAGUGUUGCAAUCAUGCAAUAUUUAUGCGAUAAAUAUAAGGAUAAUAGUAGUCUUUAUCCUAAAAAUGUGGAUGAUCGUGCUAUUGUUAAUCAUCGACUAUAUUUCAAUAUGAAUUUUUAUUAUUCUGCUAUAUCAAUGCACAGUAUGGCUCCAAUAUUUUUCGAUUAUAAACGAAACGAUAUGACUUUAAAAAAAGUGAAAAAUGCAUUGGAUGUUUUCGAAACCUAUUUAACACGAUCUGGUACAAAAUAUGCCGCUGCAAAUCAUGUAACAAUUGCAGAUUUUGCUUUGGUCUCAGCAACAUUAUGCUUGGAAGCAAUUAAAUUUGAUUUAUCACCAUACAAAUUAAUCAAAAAGUGGUACGACAAUUUCAAAAAAGAAAAUCCAAAUAUUUGGAAUAUUGCUAACGGAGGUAUGGAAGAAAUAACUCAUUUUGAAAAAAAUCCACCGGACCUAUCACACAUGAAUCACCCAUUCCAUCCAACAAGAAAAGCAAAUCAAUAAAAUUUUUUGUAAAUGUUAAAACACAAUAAAAUGUAAUAUAUUUUUAAUGCA
This is a messenger RNA of Teleopsis dalmanni, 2844 nucleotides long. It is a transcript of the gene gfzf, whose product is annotated as glutathione S-transferase 1-1. NCBI's taxonomy places the organism in Eukaryota, Metazoa, Arthropoda, Insecta, Diptera, Diopsidae. The coding region runs from base 139 to 2793 and encodes 884 amino acids. The transcript is spliced from 5 exons. Gene Ontology annotation, biological process: glutathione metabolic process. Gene Ontology annotation, molecular function: glutathione transferase activity. The record is from RefSeq and is a predicted model, not a curated record.